This is a messenger RNA of Trichoderma citrinoviride, 1212 nucleotides long. RefSeq lists its product as hypothetical. The record is from RefSeq and is a predicted model, not a curated record. NCBI's taxonomy places the organism in Eukaryota, Fungi, Ascomycota, Sordariomycetes, Hypocreales, Hypocreaceae. The transcript is spliced from 5 exons. The coding region runs from base 1 to 1212 and encodes 403 amino acids.
AUGGAGUUGAGCUAUCAUCAGAGAGCAUUGGUCAGAGACCUUGAUCGUCCCUUUGAGGACAUCACACGAGAAGAGAAGCUCUGGUAUCUCCGCACGCAUCUGGAAGGAGAGCACCGCGGUCAUCAGUUUUUGAUGUGCGCCUGGCGUACCUACGAUCCUCCAAUUGAGCUGCCUCUACCUCGGAUACCAGGUUACCAAUUCCAGGACAUCUACAACAAGUCGGUUCCCAUCUAUAUCCUAAAGGGCCAUUGGUGGCUUGCAGGUAUACUUGACAACUACAUCUAUCGUCGAUGGUUCAAGCCUUACCGCAGCGAAAUCGAGUACGGUCGCUUCAUCACCAAAUUCAUCGGUCUCAGAGACACAGACACUCCCUGCGCGGCCACACUCCAGAGGAUCGUGUCCCUGAAUGGAGCCGUCUGCGCACAGAUUCAUGAGCUUCGCAAAGAAUACGACCGGGUGAUCGCCGGUGAGUCCGCAAGACGUCUUGAUAUCGUUAAGGACCACCAUCAUUACGUCCUUCAACCACUCUUCCAAGCCCUUCUCCUCGUCCUCAACCCUACAGAUUGGCAUGGCGAAGAUUCGAGCUCAAUUGGCCGGAUUCCCGUCAUACUUGUGCGUACUGGAGUCGAAGAUGGGCUUAGUGAGCCAAUCACAUUCGAAUCAAUCGUCGACAAAACUGAUGGCUAUGUUGGAGAAAAUGCCAUCAGAACCACGGUAGAGACAGCUAUCGGGUUUGUGAUGGACCUGGAAGCCCGUGAAACUAGAGCAUUCGGUCUUCGACCUGACCAAACUGCCUCAUGGGAUCCAGAUGCUUUAUUCGACGGAUGGCGAGAGAUAAUGCCAUUUGACCAGUUAAUCGGGCCUAGCUCUCGGUUUGUGGAUGACGAGCGAUAUCCAGAGUGGUCGGGACCUGGCCAUUUCUUCGACACUGUACACUGUGUCCAAAACGAACAGCGAGAGCUCCGGCGCUAUGCUUCCUGGUUCCUGGUCACCUAUCGCGGCACCUCAACCAACAGAGAUUCAGACGCGCAGACUUGUAUUAGCGGUGCCGUAUCACCGCCUGGGUCCCAGUUAACUGCAGCCUGUGUCGUCAUCACCAGUACUCCCCUGGGCAAGAACUACAUACUACUAGUGUGCAGUACACGAAACACCACGUCGCCGGGCUGGGAGAUUCGUCUCAACCCAGAAGUACGGACAAGUACUCGUAUGUAG